GCAAGUUGGAUAGAAAUAGCGUGCUUUUCAACAUAAACGUUCCUUACGAUCGUAAAGAAGAGAAGGACGAAAAUUAUGGUGGUAGAAAACGAAAACGCGUGAAAACAAUCGGUGCCUUCGACGAAACCACUCAAAGGAUUUUAGAAAACCAUUCAUCGAUUCAAUGCAAGCUGGAAAGCAAUCCCAAACCUACAUGCACCAGCAAUAAGAAAGCUCUUGAAUUUGUGGAUCAAUUCAACAGCUCUUCCAAUUACGAUGGCGAGCAAUGUUUUCGGGGCCAGAACACUACCGACUGUACGAUCGUUACCGAAAUGAACGGUGAAAGUUUCCUGAUACCGCCACGCGUAUCUUUCAUAAACUCUUCCAUCGAUCGAUUUACCGAGUACAUCCAGCCCGAUGAAACGUUCGACAUGAUCGUUCUCGAUCCACCGUGGUGGAACAAAUACAUUAGACGCGUGAAAGCGGCAAACAGUAAGGCAGGCUACCGGAUGUUAACAAACGCCGACAUAAAAGCGAUCCCGCUCGAAAGACACUUGCACAAAAACACUCUGGUGGUUGUCUGGUGUACCAAUGCACCGUCCCACAUCGAUGCGGUGUUGAGGGAUUUUUUCCCCAAAUGGGGAGUCGAACUGGUGGCUUGCUGGUACUGGGUAAAGGUAACCUCGGCGGGCCAACCGGUUUGCAAAUUUAACGAACCACAGCAAAAACAACCGUACGAGCGGCUCUUCAUUGGGUUACCGGCCGGUUCAACCAUGGCGAAAAGCAUUCCUCGCGAACGGUUCCUCUACUCAGUGCCCAGUGCAAUCCACUCACACAAACCGCCACUUUACGAUUUAUUCACAUCGAAAUAUUUACCACCGGAAGCUACCUGCUUAGAACUAUUCGCACGCAGCCUCUAUCCCCGCUGCACCUCGUACGGAAUGGAAGUGUUAAAAUUGCAAAACAAGCGCCUGUACGAACUGGCCAUGGAAGACGAAGACGGGAAGACAGGCGGACGCGUUGCAUUUGAAUAAAUAUGAUAAAACUGUGAAUCAUAGCAGCACCAAUCAGCAGCAGCU
Molecule: messenger RNA, 1058 nt
Organism: Anopheles stephensi (Asian malaria mosquito)
Lineage: Eukaryota; Metazoa; Arthropoda; Insecta; Diptera; Culicidae
Gene: Mettl4
Product: N(6)-adenine-specific methyltransferase METTL4
Exons: 4
Coding region: 312-1013 (233 amino acids)
Cellular component (GO): nucleus; RNA N6-methyladenosine methyltransferase complex
Molecular function (GO): methyltransferase activity; nucleic acid binding
Source: RefSeq, a predicted model, not a curated record